Nymphaea colorata (pocket water lily) is the source of this 1661-nucleotide messenger RNA. Its product is annotated as putative FBD-associated F-box protein At5g50270. The record is from RefSeq and is a predicted model, not a curated record. The coding region runs from base 373 to 1641 and encodes 422 amino acids. NCBI's taxonomy places the organism in Eukaryota, Viridiplantae, Streptophyta, Magnoliopsida, Nymphaeales, Nymphaeaceae. The transcript has 3 exons. Gene Ontology annotation, molecular function: protein binding.
CGCUCCUUCUUCCUCUAGCUUUUUGAACGUUUAUGGUCCCGCAAAAACAGUGAAAAUCUGUGAAGUAAUCAAGUGAUUAAAAGCAAGAAAACGAAAUCUGGAAACUCCUUACAACUCUCUCAUCGGCAGCUAUUAGUUUUUACUUUUUAGUAACUUUCCUUUCUUGAAGUUAAUGAUGUUUGUAUGUAUUUAUGUUGCUCUUGGCGAGUAAUCUCAUAAUCUCUCUCUAGAAGCUUGCAUGGUUUUCUGCACUGUACUCAGAGAAAAGGAGUUCCCAUUGUGCACAUCCUCUCUGCAGAUAACUCAGAGAAGUUUUUAGUCUUUCCUUCUCAGUUUGUUAAGAGUGCAACAGAGGAACAGAGAGAGACAGAGAUGGAGGAGGAGAACUGUGACCGCAUCUCAGACUUGCCUGAUGACAUACUCGCCUGCAUCCUUUCUCGCUUGCCCACGAAGGAUUUAGUGGCAACCUCCAUCCUGUCGAAGAGGUGGAAGGACGCAUGGCUCCUCGUGCCCGGCAUUGUCUUCGUGACCUGGGGAAGGUUCAGAGUCAAAGAACAAGUUCUGCUUUCAUGGCAGACUACUCCGAUUGCCAAGGACAGUGAUCAGAGACGGGUACAAUUGCAUCGUCGAACUCCCAAGUUACCUAGCCUCAUAAACGUUGUAAGCACCAACCUGAUCUUAACCAGUUGUGAUGAGAAAGAUGGAAAGCUCCUGAAGUCACUGAAGUUGACCUACUGUGCGAUCAAGGUGAUUCAUGAGCAGAUCAACAACUUCAGAAGCCUCAAAACCUUGGAGCUCACUUGCACCACCUUCAGUUCUGAUCAGUUCCGCCGCCUGCUUUCUGGCUGUCGCUGCCUUGAGAGCUUAAAGAUGAUCAAGUGCUCUGGAUUUGAAUCCUUCGGCGCGCUGCGCGUCGAGUUGCAGACCUUAAGGUCCUUAGAGGUGGCUUGCAGUGUGCCUGUGGUCACAGAUACUAAGCAUGUUUCUUGGUCUGUUGAACAGCCUAAUGCAAUUCACUUUGGUGGCUAUGGAGGAAUUGGUUAUGGGUUAAUCAAAUUCAUGAGCGCCUUCCCUUGUCUCAAGAGGAUCACCUUAUGCAUAAACACAUACUUCAAGGUGAGAUGCCAAAUUUCCCUUACCUACACAGGCAAUGGUGGUUUCUACUCUUUGGUAGAAUUGAAUUUGUCUAUGGAUUUGAAGUUGAAGACACCGUCAGAGAUGACACUGAUUGCCUGUUUGCUGCAAAAUUCACCCAUCCUGCAGAAGCUAGUUAUGAAGACUGGUUUACCUAUUUGUGGUCAGAAGCUCAUCAGUGCAGAAGACUACUGGCAAAAUCAGAAGCGCUUUGCUUGUCAUGAACACCUCAAAGAAGUUACAAUAAAUGACUUCAGUGACAAAGUUGACAUGAGUUUCGCAAAAUUCAUGCUAUCCAACUCACAGGCACUUAGGCAGAUGAAGAUUAAGUUCUGCAAUUUGCUCAAUCAUAGAGAGAAGCUGCAGAUUAGAGAUGAACUGGCGUCUACAUGGAAAGCUUCUCCUCGUGUUGCUCUGAUAUUUGAAAAAUUGGGCCAUAAUUCUGUUGAGGCUUCUCUAGGAUGGUCUGUUGUCCGUAUUGUUUCACAUUUGCACCACAAUCCUUGAAUUACUAGAGAAUCAAAGCC